AUGCGGAACUAAUGACAACAGAGACCGAAAUGCAUGUUGGCUCUGUCCCUGAACCAGUCUUUACGACUUGAACUAAGUUGGAACUGGUAGGAGAACAUGUAAAAAACCGUUCUCGGAUCAGUCAUAAACACGCCAGGAUAUGGCACGCACAUUGAUGAUGUCACUCGCCGAGAACUACAACAGAAGGAUACACAGCACAGCUUAGCAGCUUAGUUACCAUCAAAGUGCAGACUAAAUUCACAGUCACUUUUUAUACGAAGGGCUCAAAUUGUCAUGCACGUUUAUGCUAAGUUAUUAAAUUGAACAAAGAAGACAUCUUACCGUUAAACGUGUCAGACCGCGGUGACGCUAACGACGCGUACCUAGCUAACCAUAAAACUUACAUUUAGCUUGUUUUUAUAUGUAUAAUCACGCGCUGUAUUAUCUACCAUCAGCAUUUCAAGACAACGAGGUGCUUAUUUGUCUUUAUGUUUAAUAACAACUUGACAUCUCAGGAAUCUGCUAUGUUAAAGGUGCAGUCAAACAUCUCUCAAUGAGAGAUGGCGACAAAAGGAUGAUCCUAAGAACGAUUUAACCAAUAAUCAUUGACAAACAUGCCUCAAAGGAAGAGAGCCCUUGUUCCUAUUAGCACAAGGAGAAGGGUUAAAUCUGAUGAAGAUUAUUUCCCUUUCAAUUCACUGCCAUUUGAAUGUCAACUCCAUGUGCUCUCAUUCCUCAGCGAGGUGGACAAGUGCAACUCUGCACUCGUGUGCGUAAACUGGAGUCACCUAGUGCGCUCCGGGAAGCUCUGGAGAGUCGCCGACUAUUCCCGCCGUGGCGUAUUUCACCUUGGCCAGGAGGGCCUGCUUGUUUCCAACAGAGAGUUUGAGCGCUGGAAAGCUUGGGUUCACCAUUACACCCACCAUCUUAUAUCUCGUGGUGCUAGCUUGCUCACUCUUAAGGCCAGUUUCGAUCUAGGGGAUGAGUGCAAUAAGUGGGGAGAACUUCUUUCGCAUCUUCUGGAGAACGUCCAUUGCAGAGAUCUCAGUCAUUUGGACUUAAACUGGACGUUCACUCUGCUGGAACCUCUGGACCUUCGUAGCCACACCAGUUCAAGCUCCCAUCAAGACAACAUUACCAAGAAGGACCAAGUCAAUAACUUUCAGAUUCUUCUCGCCAGACUUGUGCACAGCUGCCCCAGGAUGACCAAAAUGCGUCUGCACUUUGACUGGUCUGAAACCUCAGUGGCAUUGAUUACUCAAUUUCAACACCUCCGUAUCUUAGAACUCAAGUACUUUUGGGUAUUUAAAGGGGUCAGUCCAAGCACUUUACAGACUCUAGCUAAAUCACUGCCUAAUCUGAAGUCACUUACGCUCCAUGUUCUCGUCCCACUGCGGAAUUUAGGCAUCUCGUACACCCUUGAAUCCUUGUCUCUUGAGUUCCUGGAUGUGUCACCCAGUCGUGGUUUGGUUUUCUCCUGCCUCAACCUCCCAGCGCUCCGAGAGCUGCGGGCCAAAAAGAUUGUCCGAGGCAUAACUCUGGACCGCCGAACCCGACUCCAGAUACAGAGCAGGUGGCCUUGCCUGUAUCAGGUCUUGCGUGAAGGGACACCCAAAUUGCAGGCCCUUAACAACGAACGACUCCUUCCAAAUUGGAAAGAGCAAAGUUACAGAGAGUUGACCUCCAUCCUCCAGCAAUCUUGCUACUGCCUUCAGCAUUUAGACAGUUGGCUUUGGUGAAGUCAAGCCUUAAAACAAUCAUAAAGUCAAAGAGACACCUGACUGCGCUUAAAAAUGUUAUCAAUUCUUACCAU
This is a messenger RNA of Misgurnus anguillicaudatus (oriental weatherfish), 1792 nucleotides long. RefSeq lists its product as uncharacterized. NCBI's taxonomy places the organism in Eukaryota, Metazoa, Chordata, Actinopteri, Cypriniformes, Cobitidae. Gene Ontology annotation, molecular function: protein binding. The record is from RefSeq and is a predicted model, not a curated record. Gene Ontology annotation, biological process: protein polyubiquitination; SCF-dependent proteasomal ubiquitin-dependent protein catabolic process. Gene Ontology annotation, cellular component: SCF ubiquitin ligase complex.